Aspergillus sclerotioniger CBS 115572 is the source of this 792-nucleotide messenger RNA. It is a transcript of the gene med7, whose product is annotated as mediator complex subunit MED7. Gene Ontology annotation, molecular function: transcription coregulator activity. The record is from RefSeq and is a predicted model, not a curated record. Gene Ontology annotation, biological process: regulation of transcription by RNA polymerase II. NCBI's taxonomy places the organism in Eukaryota, Fungi, Ascomycota, Eurotiomycetes, Eurotiales, Aspergillaceae. The coding region runs from base 1 to 792 and encodes 263 amino acids. The transcript is spliced from 2 exons. Gene Ontology annotation, cellular component: mediator complex; core mediator complex.
AUGGCUGACGCUGGCCAGCCACGGACGCUCGCAACCGCGUUUGCCCCGCCGCCUCCGCUGUGGAAACAUUUCACUCCCGAUAACCUGAAGAAGCUUGAAGAGAUCAAGAAGGAGGCGUCCAAGGGUGAGGAUGGGAAACCGCAGCGAAAGAGGUGGUCGCCUUCUGAACUGCGUGGUCUGGAUCUACCGCCAGAGCUUCGAUUUCUCGUGCCCCCAGCGAUACCUAGCUCCGGACAUUACAGCGUUUUUGGAGAGCUCCAAAGCCUUUCGACCGCUCUUCCAUCCUUGAAGGAUCAGGGUAUCACUCAGCUCUAUCCCUCCUCCCCGCCAGCAGACACCGACCGUCAAUCGCCUUCGGAGCCGUCCGGACCGCUUAAUCACGCAUACUAUCUCCUGAAGAUCAGCAAAUCACUCCUUCUAAACUUUCUCGAAUUUGUUGGCGUUCUUUCGGUAUCUCCGGAGCAGUUCGAAGCCAAAAUCGAGGAUCUGCGCAACCUUUUCAUCAACGCACACCAUCUCCUCAAUUUAUAUCGACCACACCAAGCUCGCGAAUCGUUGAUCAUGAUGAUGGAAGAGCAAUUGAGCCGAACGAGGGAAGAAAUCCAGCAGAUGGACAAACUGAAGGCUGAGAUCACGAGUGUUCUGGAACGUUUGGAAGCGGAUGGUAUCGCAGCGCAGUCAUUUGCCCAGAAAACAGAUGAGAACGGCAAACAGGGUUCUGCGUCAAGCGAAAAGACCCUCGAAGACGCACGACUGGUUUGGGACCUCUUGGAUGGUAAUAUCGAGGGUUGA